AUGUCGCAUGGGAGCUAUUUGCUCGAUGCCACCAUAUCGCGCGUUCUCGCCGCCCACCAGGGCCCUGGCCGCCACUUCUGCGCGCCCGUCUACCACCUCCCCGUCGACCGAGCCGACGCCUGGCUCAGAUCCCCCGCCCUCGACAACCUCCAUGAGCUCGAGCUUUGCUGCUACCGAUUUUUUUUACCAUCUCCACCGCAAACACUGCAGCCGCCGCCAGCAGCCGCCUUGCGCUUCUCGGACACCCUUUGUGUUGCCACCAUCGGAGAUUGCCACCUUACCGACAGCACCAUCCAAGCGCUUCACUUCCCUAAGCUUCAGAAGCUCGCGCUUAAACGGGUCGGGAUCUCUGAAUCCUCCUUCGGCUUUGGUCACCUCCGAAUCAACUCUAUUAACCUUACAGGCAUAUGUGUCAAAGCUUAUAGUCAUGGGAGAGGGCUCAAUUUUGGGGAACUCAUUAUUGAGAAUGCCCCUUUUCUUGGUAGCUUGAUCCUAAGUGAUCGCCUGCAUGGGUUGCAUGUUGAUAGCCUGACGACAGCGGUGCACACUAUCAAGAUUUUAGCUGUUGAUAUGCAUGCUCUUAGUCUCGAUGUUGUUCUUGACCUGAUGAGAUGCUUUCCUUGCUUGGAAAAGCUAUACAUUCAGUCAACUGGACCCGGGAAAACCAACUCCUGGUGCCGUAAACACCGGGAUCUUAUAAGAUCUCUUGACAUCCGUCUCAAGACAAUUGUUUGGCGACAUUAUCGGGGUAUCAAGUCACAUGUUGACUUCGCCACAUUCUUUAUACUAAACGCUGGAGUGUUGGAAUUGAUGACUUUUGAGGUUAAUUCUGAAGAUUACAAUGAGGAGUUCUUUGCACAACACCGUAAGAUGCUUCAGGUGGAUAACAGGGCCUCGAGAGGCGCUCGAUUUCGUUUCACAUCGGAUUGUACGCUCAGCUUACCAAGUUGA
This is a messenger RNA of Triticum aestivum (bread wheat), 951 nucleotides long. RefSeq lists its product as uncharacterized. The coding region runs from base 1 to 951 and encodes 316 amino acids. NCBI's taxonomy places the organism in Eukaryota, Viridiplantae, Streptophyta, Magnoliopsida, Poales, Poaceae. The record is from RefSeq and is a predicted model, not a curated record. The transcript has 5 exons.